Messenger RNA from Polypterus senegalus (gray bichir), 1327 nucleotides. RefSeq names its product V-type proton ATPase subunit d 2-like. Gene Ontology annotation, molecular function: proton-transporting ATPase activity, rotational mechanism. Gene Ontology annotation, biological process: vacuolar transport; vacuolar acidification; proton transmembrane transport. Gene Ontology annotation, cellular component: vacuolar proton-transporting V-type ATPase complex; lysosomal membrane; proton-transporting V-type ATPase, V0 domain. The transcript is spliced from 8 exons. Lineage: Eukaryota; Metazoa; Chordata; Cladistia; Polypteriformes; Polypteridae. The coding region runs from base 53 to 1105 and encodes 350 amino acids. The record is from RefSeq and is a predicted model, not a curated record.
AGCAGCAGAGCAGAAGCCACAGCAGUCGUCUGUCUGCCUCAACCAAGUCACAAUGAGCGGGGGCUCUGAGUUUUACUUCAAUGUGAAUAACGGCUACUUGGAGGGGCUCGUCCGGGGAUUCAAGGGUGGGAUUCUCAAGCAGGCGGAUUACCAAAACCUGGUGCAGUGUGAAACUCUAGAAGAUAUGAAACUACAUCUUCAGAGCACUGACUAUGGAAACUUCUUAUCCAAUGAAACGGGCUCCCUGACGGUCUCCAUCAUCGACGACAAGCUCAAAGAAAAGCUGCUGACCGAGUUUCAUUACUUUAGGAACCACUCGUUUGAACCUCUGAGCACCUUCCUGAACUACAUCACUUUCAGUUACAUGAUUGACAACAUCAUUUUGCUGAUCACCGGCACUCUACGUCAAAGGCCAGUUGCUGAGCUCGUUCCAAAAUGUCACCCGCUGGGCAGCUUUGACCAGAUGGAGGCUGUCAGUAUCGCCCAGACGCCAGCAGAGCUCUACAAUGCCAUCAUAGUUGACACGCCACUAGCUCCAUUUUUCCAGGACUGUUUGUCUGAAAACGACAUGGACGAGAUGAACGUCGAGAUUAUGAGAAAUAAACUGUAUAAGGCUUACAUCGAAAGUUUUCAUAAAUUUUGCAAAGAAGAAGGAGGCACGACAGAAGAGAUCAUGUGUCCCAUUCUGGAGUUUGAAGCUGACCGUCGUGCAUUUAUAAUCACCGUCAACUCUUUUGGAACGGAACUUGACAAGACGGAUCGGGAGAAGUUGUACCCAACAUGUGGAAAGCUACACCCUGAAGGUCUGCACAGACUGGCCAAUGCGGAGGAUUAUGAAACUGUAAAAGCCACGGCUGAAUAUUAUGCUGAGUACAAAUAUCUGUUUGAAGGUUCUGGCCAGGGUUCUGACAAGACGCUAGAGGACAAAUUUUUUGAACAUGAGGUGAAGAUGAACGUCCUGGCCUUUCUUAACCAGUUUCAUUAUGGAGUCUUCUACGCCUACAUUAAGCUGAAGGAGCAGGAGUGUCGGAACAUUGUGUGGAUUGCAGAGUGCAUCUCCCAAAGGCACAGAACGAAGAUAGACAAUUACAUUCCAAUUUUGUAAAGUGAGAAUUAGAGAUCAUUGCCUAACAUUUUGCGUUUGUCUUUGUAGGAUUACCUGAGCACACCUGCCCGGUUUUUAGAAAUGUUUUAAACUGUAACUGUGUCUGGUUAAGGUAGCCAUUAAUCGAAUUAUAAUGUUGUUUAUUACUCAUUUCAAGAGAGCACAUUCAGUCUGUUAAAGCCAUAAACCGUAAACCGAUACUAAUAAAUGUAUUGUACUCGA